Messenger RNA from Trichoplax adhaerens, 720 nucleotides. RefSeq lists its product as uncharacterized. The coding region runs from base 1 to 720 and encodes 239 amino acids. Gene Ontology annotation, biological process: GPI anchor biosynthetic process; protein O-linked glycosylation via mannose. The record is from RefSeq and is a predicted model, not a curated record. Gene Ontology annotation, molecular function: dolichyl-phosphate beta-D-mannosyltransferase activity. Lineage: Eukaryota; Metazoa; Placozoa; Uniplacotomia; Trichoplacea; Trichoplacidae. The transcript is spliced from 8 exons. Gene Ontology annotation, cellular component: endoplasmic reticulum membrane.
AUGGCCCAAAAUAAGUAUUCUAUCCUUUUACCUACUUACAACGAGAGGGAAAAUUUACCAUUAAUCAUUUGGUUGAUUAAUAAAACUUUAAGUGAAAGUGGUAUUGACUUUGAAGUAAUCAUUAUUGACGAUGGCAGUCCUGAUGGUACAUUAGACGUGGCCAAGCAGUUGCAGAAAAUUUUCGGAGAGAAAAAGAUUAUACUUCGACCUAGAGAAAAGAAGCUUGGCUUAGGUACUGCAUAUAUUCAUGGUAUUAAACAUGCAACGGGCAACUACAUUAUUAUCAUGGAUGCCGAUUUAUCCCAUCACCCAAAAUUUAUUCCUCAAUUUAUCAAGAAGCAAAAGGAAGGAAAUUACGACAUCAUUUCUGGCACUAGAUAUAUAGGUGAUGGCGGCGUGUAUGGAUGGGAUCUCAGGCGGAAAUUAAUUAGUCGUGGAGCUAACUUUCUUGCUAGAGUAUUGUUAAGGCCAGGAGCAUCAGAUUUGACUGGUAGCUUUAGGCUUUACAAAAAAGAAAUACUUGAAAAGUUAAUCGCUGCUUGUGGAUCCAAAGGUUACGUGUUUCAAAUGGAGAUGAUAGUCAGAGCAAGGCAAUUUGGUUAUGCAGUUGGAGAGGUACCAAUAACAUUUGUCGAUCGCUUUUACGGGGAAUCGAAACUUGGCGGAAAUGAAGUAAUUCAAUACGCCACAGGACUACUAAGAUUAUUUGCAACUACAUAA